GGGCGGCGGGGCAGCUCGGACAGGGGGCGCCGCUGUGCGGAUAUGGACGCGAGCGCCCUCGCACGACGGCGGCCCGAGAAGAGCCGAGUGGGAAGCGGCCCGGGAUCUGGGUCGAGCCUGCCUGGCCGUCCGGACUCGCUGCCGCCCUCGCGGCCUAGCUGGAGUCUGGCUGCUGGGCACGGCCUGGACCCUUCCCUGGGGACGCCCGCCCGGGCCGCCGUGGACUGGGGUGGCCAGGGUGCGGCCUGGAUCCCCGCGUGGCAAGCAGGGCGAGUGACGGGAGGUCUGCCCGUAGCGCCCACGUUCCAGGGGUGGGUGGAUGGGGCACCCAGCCGCCGCAGCCGCGAGCUCGUAGGGUGCACUGACCCCGUUGGCGGCUGGGGUGCCCACCCCGCAAGCUAUCACAGAGCGACUUCCGGUCUCUGAGCCCUGUCCUCUGCACCCCACCUUUCCGCCGCCUAGAGCCUCCGCACCCUCCUGCGCCUAUCGGAACUUGGCACAGGCUCACCCCACUUUGUGUAGGAACUCCGGAUCCUUCCAUGGGGUCCUCAUUCCAGAUACUCAGGAACCCCACUUCCUGCCAGGGUGGAGAGGAUGGGGUCCUUGAAGGCCAGCUGAGGGCCCUGACUUACAGUCAGAGGUCAGGGGUCAGCAGCAGAAGAGUGGAUUCGUGCUGAGUCAUUGGCCAUGGGUGGGUUCCGUGCCUUCCCUCCCUUGGGCAGGCGUUUGGUAGGCAAAUGUGUGGGCACGCAGGCCACUGGGGUGCUCCAUCUUGGGCUUGGGAGUGUCUGCGGCCCCGUCCAUAGCCCGGGAGACACGUACCCAUGAAAGGAUACAACGUGAGGAAUGAAGCCACUGGAGGUCUGGGCAUCACCCUGUGAUGACGAGGGGUGUCUGCUGGGAGGGCUCCUGGCGACGGGGGAUUCCACAGUCCAGAUGAUCCCUGCCCCCAUUACACGCAGCCUAGAGCCUGGACGCUGUGUGGAUAUCCCUCCCCCGUGAAAUCCAAAGGGACAGUGGGGGCCCUUUCUAGAGUGUCCCCCAGCGUCGGGAAAUGCCCUCAAACAAAGUCAGCAGGGUUGUUCCCCCUGCCCUGUAUGGUCAGACACCACCCCUACAGCCAGGCUGGCAGUGGUGAGUGGGCGUCCCAGCCCAGCCAGACAGGCCUACACCUCACCCCCAUGUGGUUGGCCUCGAUCGGCCCCUGGCACAACCAGAACAGUGUGCCCUAACCAGCCCCAUAUGUCAACCAUGAGGACAGUGCCUCAACAAAGAAAUGUUGGGACAGCUUCUCCCAGGCCAGUUGGUAUCUGGGGCUGUUGAGUGGUACCAGGUAUUUCCCAUGUCCCAACUCCAUGUCACCCCCAGGGGUACCAGGCAGGAUGGCGGCCUCCUGACCCCAACAUUCUCAGCCUAGUGGCUCUGGCUAGCACCCAUGCAGUCCAGCUGGCCAGCGCCCAUCCUGUCAGCACCCCAGGGCACACUCCUUUGUCUGGGCUGAACCACCUUCUCAGCCAGGGCCAACAUUCGGGAACCUGUGUGCUAGGCGGGGAUAGGUGUCCUGCCUCCCUCUCCAACCCGAGGAGCAGUGGGAUGGGCUGAGCAGUGCCUAGGGUUCUCCUUCCAGGGAGAGGUACCCAGGUAGCUUGGUGACCCCAUGUGCGUGGGCCCUGGGUGCUCCCCAUCUGACACCUUUCUGGAGGGGUCAGGCACCCUGCAGGGACCCUUUGGAGAACAGAGUGGGCUGUGGGGCAGCCAAGUAUGGAUAAUGGUGGGGAGCCCAGGACCUGGAAAGGUCCCUGCUGUCAUGGACGGGCUGGUGGUGACAGGACUCUGAGCAAGUGGAGAGGCAGAUCUGGGCGAUGUGGAGUGCAGGGCCCUGUGGGCACCCAGGGGUUGUGGUCCAGGGAGGUUUUAUCUGAGAGGGACAGUGACAAGAAAGGUCAAGGGAAGGAGAGGGGCUGGUAGACAGGGACAGAGUCUAGGGGUCAGUGUUGCAGGGCUGGGCAGUCAUAGAAUGGGCUGUGGGAACCCAAUUGUGAAACCCUGAGGAUGGGGAGGAGGUGUGGCCCGGGGCUAUGCAUGGGGCUUAAGGUUGCCAUUCCAGGAGGAGGGUGGUCACAGCCCUGUCUGCUGCGCUCACCUUGGCUAGGCAUGGUGUCUUGUGGACCUUCAGCUGUGUUGUGCAGUAGAGGUCGGCCAGAGAGGUGCAGUGACCUACCCACGGUCUCCCAGGCAGUCAGGGACAGACACAUGGCAGCAUGGGUGGCACCAGCUUGUCCAGUAGGCACAGUGCCAGGGGCCUGUGAAUGUCUUAAGAAAAAUGUGAAUACUAUAAUGAUGAAUGCAGCCUGGAUUGUUUGUCUUUAAGCCAACAGUCAUAAAAUGUUUUGGGGGGGGAUUGGUUUUAUUUUCAUUUUUUGUAGCGAUGCGGUCUCACUCUUAUCACCUAGGCAGGAGUGUAGUGUCACAAUCAUAACUCAUAGCAGCCUCCAACUCCUGGGCUCAAACUUUCCUUGUCUCAGCUUCCCAAGUGGCUGGGACUGCAUGCACACACCACCAUGCCUGCCUGAUGUUUAAAACUUAUUGUAGAGAUGGGGUCUUGCUGUGUUACCCAGGCUGGUUUCAAACUCUUGGCUUCAAGCAGUUCUCCUGCCUCAGCCUCCCAAAGGAAGGAGAGACAGGGCUGGGACACCUGUGCCCCACCCUCUACCAGUGUCCCCUCAGCUCGGGGCAUCCUACAGUCUGGGUUGCCCUCUGUGAGCCUGGCUCGGCUGGUGUCCUGGAAGGCUUCCUGGGCAUGGGCUAAACUUCAGCCUACCCAAGUCACUGACAGCCCCUUCCACAGUGUGUCCAUGCUAGAGGGUAGGAGUGGUCCCAGUGCCCCCACCCCUAGUCAUGUGUCUCCCUGCCCCUCCAGACCCCUGGCCCCAACAUGGCCCGUCGCUCCCAGAGCUCCUCGCAGGGGGACAACCCGCUGGCACCCGGGUACCUGCCGCCUCACUACAAAGAGUACUACCGCCUGGCGGUGGAUGCACUGGCCGAGGGUGGCUCGGAGGCCUACAGCCGCUUCCUGGCGACUGAGGGGGCACCGGACUUCCUGUGCCCUGAAGAGCUGGAACAUGUGAGCCGACACCUUCGGCCUCCACAGUAUGUUACCCGAGAGCCACCUGAAGGCAGCCUUCUCGACGUGGACAUGGAUGGAUCCUCGGGUACAUACUGGCCAGUGAACUCAGACCAGGCCGUGCCUGAGCUUGACCUGGGCUGGCCUCUGACCUUCGGCUUCCAGGGCACCGAGGUGACCACCUUGGUGCAGCCACCACCUCCUGACAGCCCCAGCAUCAAGGAUGAGGCCCGCAGGAUGAUCCGUUCUGCCCAGCAGGUGGUGGCUGUGGUGAUGGACAUGUUCACUGAUGUGGACCUGCUCAGCGAAGUGCUGGAGGCCGCCGCCCGUCGCGUCCCAGUCUACAUCCUGCUGGAUGAGAUGAACGCGCAGCACUUCCUGGACAUGGCCGACAAGUGCCGUGUCAACCUGCACCACGUGGAUGUGAGUUCCCGGGAGUGGGAGAUUGGGGAGGACCGCUGGCAGAGAUCUGACUCCCCUCCCUCCCCAGUUCCUGCGGGUACGGACUGUGGCGGGCCCCACCUACUACUGCCGCACUGGGAAGUCCUUCAAGGGCCACGUCAAGGAGAAGUUCCUGCUGGUGGACUGUGCCGUGGUGAUGAGUGGGAGCUACAGGUGCGCCCGCGAGGUUCCCUCACCCCCUUCUCUGGGGCCUCCUCCUGUAGCCCCAGCACCCCCUUUCCACACCAGGGCCCUCCUUGCCAGGAGCCCUUGUCCUGUAGCCCCCUGCACAGCCUAGCAGGGCCCAGGUCCUUGCAGACCUCACAUCCCUGCGUCCUCCCCGCCCCACCCGAUGCCCACGGGGCUGCAGUGCCCUCGCUCCAGCUCGGUUUGACUCUGGCCCUGACCCCCCACAGCUUCAUGUGGUCCUUUGAGAAGAUCCACCGCAGCCUGGCACACGUGUUCCAAGGAGAGCUGGUCUCCAGCUUCGAUGAGGAGUUCCGCAUCCUCUUCGCGCAGUCCGAGCCGCUUGUGCCCUCGGCCGCGGCCCUGGCCCGCAUGGAUGCCUAUGCCCUGGCUCCGUAUGCCGGGGCCGGGCCCCUCGUGGGCGUCCCUGGGGUCGGGGCGCCAACCCCUUUCUCCUUCCCGAAACGAGCGCACCUCCUGUUCCCGCCACCCCGGGAAGAGGGCCUGGGCUUCCCCUCCUUCCUCGACCCGGACCGCCACUUCCUGUCGGCCUUCCGCCGGGAGGAGCCUCCGCGGAUGCCGGGGGGCGCACUGGAGCCGCACGCGGGGCUGCGGCCGCUCUCGCGACGCCUGGAGGCCGAGGCCGGGCCGGCUGGGGAGCUCGCGGGCGCGCGGGGCUUCUUCCAGGCGCGGCACCUGGAGAUGGACGCCUUCAAGCGGCACAGCUUCGCGACCGAGGGCGCCGGCGCCGUGGAGAACUUCGCGGCCGCGCGGCAGGUGUCGCGGCAGACGUUCCUCAGCCACGGCGACGACUUCCGCUUCCAGACCAGCCACUUCCACCGCGACCAGCUCUACCAGCAGCAGUACCAGUGGGACCCGCAGCUCGCGCCGGCGCGCCCGCAGGGCCUGUUCGAGAAGCUUCGCGGGGGCCGCGCGGGUUUCGCGGACCCGGAUGACUUCACCUUGGGCGCCGGGCCCCGCUUCCCGGAGCUCGGACCCGACGGGCACCAGCGGCUGGACUACGUGCCGUCCAGCGCGUCCCGCGAGGUGCGCCACGGUUCGGACCCCGCCUUCGGGCCCGGACCCCGUGGCCUGGAGCCCAGCGGGGCCCCGCGCCCCAACCUGACCCAGCGCUUCCCAUGCCAGGCGGCGGCGAGGCCUGGCCCAGACUCCGCUCCCGAGGCGGAGCCGGAGCGCAGGGGCGGGCCCGAGGGGCGGGCCGGGCUGCGGCGCUGGCGCCUGGCCUCCUACUUGAGCGGAUGCCAUGGCGAGGAUGGGGGCGACGACGGCCUGCCGGCGCCCAUGGAAGCGGAGGCUUACGAAGACGACGUGCUGGCUCCCGGGGCCCGGGCAGCUGCCGGCGACCUGCUCCCCUCAGCCUUCCGCGUCCCUGCAGCCUUCCCCACGAAGGUCCCGGUGCCAGGCUCGGGCAGCGGCGGCGGCAACGGCCCAGAGCGCGAGGGCCCGGAGGAGCCCGGCCUGGCCAAGCAGGACUCAUUCCGCUCGCGCCUGAACCCCCUGGUCCAGCGCAGCUCCAGGCUGCGUUCCUCGCUCAUCUUCAGCACGUCACAGGCUGAGGGCGCAGCCGGGACUGCGGCGGCCACAGAGAAGGUGCAGCUGCUGCACAAGGAGCAGACGGUCAGCGAGACGCUGGGGCCCGGAGGAGAGGCCGUACGCUCCGCGGCUUCCACCAAGGUGGCGGAGCUGCUGGAGAAGUACAAAGGCCCAACCCGCGAUUCCGGCGGCGGCGUGGGCGCCAUCACCGUUGCCAACCACAGCAAGACCGUCGUGUCCCAGGCGUGGCGGGAAGAGGUGGCGGCCCCAGGUGGCGUGGGUGGCGAGCGCCGCAGCCUCGAGAGCUGCCUCCUGGACCUGCGCGACUCCUUUGCGCAGCAACUGCACCAGGAGGCGGAGCGGCAGCCGGGAGCCGCCUCGCUCACCGCGGCGCAGCUGCUCGACACGCUGGGCCGGAGCGGCUCCGACCGCCUGCCCUCCCGCUUCCUCUCUGCCCAGGGCCGCUCAACCUCCCCGGAAGGGCUGGACAGCCCUCUGCCCCUGGAAGGGCCCGGGGCGCACCAGGUGCUCCAUAAUGAGCCAAAAGGGAGCCCCACCUCGGCUUACCCUGAGCGGAAGGGGAGCCCCACGCCCGGGUUUUCCACUCGAAAAGGAAGUCCAACUACAGGAUUUAUUGAGCAGAAGGGGAGCCCCACCUCAGCCUACCCCGAGCGCAGGGGCAGUCCGGUGCCCCCAGUGCCGGAGCGCAGGGGCAGUCCGGUGCCCCCCGUGCCGGAGCGCAGAGGCAGUCCGGUGCCUCCCGUGCCGGAGCGCAGGGGCAGCCUCACUCUUACCUUCUCCGGGGAGUCCCCAAAGGCCGGGCCCGUGGAGGAGGGGCCGAGCGGCCCCAUGGAAGUCCUGCGCAAAGGCUCCCUGCGCCUUAGGCAGCUGCUGAGCCCCAAGGGCGAGCGGCGCCUGGAGGAUGAGGGUGGCUUCCCAGUGCCGCAGGAGAACGGGCAACCUGAGAGCCCACGGCGGCCGUCACUGGGCCGGGGUGACAGCACAGAGGCCGCCACAGGAGAGGAGCGGGGCCCGCGGGCGCGCCUGACUUCAGCCACGGCCAAUGCCUUGUACAGCAGCAACCUUCGGGAUGACACGAAGGCCAUUCUGGAGCAGAUCAGCGCCCACGGCCAGAAGCACCGUGCGGUCCCUGCCCCGGGCCCUGGCCCUUCGCACAGCAGCCCCGAGCUAGGCCGUCCACCGGCUGCUGGCGGCCUGGCCCCGGAUAUGUCCGACAAGGACAAGUGUUCAGCCAUUUUCCGCUCGGACAGCCUAGGGACCCAGGGCCGGCUGAGCCGCACGCUGCCAGCCAGCGCGGAGGAGCGCGAUCGGCUGCUGCGCCGCAUGGAGAGCAUGCGCAAGGAGAAGCGCGUGUACAGCCGCUUUGAGGUCUUCUGCAAGAAAGAAGAGGCCAGCGGCCCUGGGGCAGGGGAAGGCCCCGCGGAGGAGGGCACCAGGGACAGCAAGGUGGGCAAGUUCGUGCCCAAGAUCCUGGGCACGUUCAAAGGCAAGAAAAUAAUUUUUUUAGUGUAAUAAAUCCUGAGGGAACUGAUUUAAGAAACAAGGCCGCCACACAAAGGCAGCAGUUCUGACUCCAGCAGCUGGGAAAGCGAAGUGACCCCACUGUCACUGCUGGACAGCCCACCGGUGACCAAAGCCACCACCCACGUCGGGAUGACAGCAGGGACUUCCAGCCAGGUGGCAAAGGCGCCUGGAGUGGGAUGCACCUGAGCGUCUCUUGGCCAUCAUGUUCUUGUGGGCACAUCUGUGUGUGUGCUGCCUGGGGUGUCGCUGAGCGGACAGGCUCUCCAACUGGAGCCCAUGGAGAGGCCAGAGGCUGGCGGCUCUGCCUGGGCCUUUGGAGCCUCCUGCCUGCACCCUCCACAUCUUCUAAACCAUUAUGUAGCACAUUUCGGUGUUAAUAAAACGUAACACACAAAAUA
Molecule: messenger RNA, 7248 nt
Organism: Piliocolobus tephrosceles (Ugandan red Colobus)
Lineage: Eukaryota; Metazoa; Chordata; Mammalia; Primates; Cercopithecidae
Gene: SACK1H
Product: scaffolding CK1 anchoring protein H
Exons: 3
Coding region: 2936-6838 (1300 amino acids)
Biological process (GO): protein localization to cytoskeleton; positive regulation of cell migration; intermediate filament cytoskeleton organization
Cellular component (GO): keratin filament
Molecular function (GO): protein kinase binding; keratin filament binding
Source: RefSeq, a predicted model, not a curated record